This is a messenger RNA of Papaver somniferum (opium poppy), 947 nucleotides long. RefSeq lists its product as uncharacterized. The transcript has a single exon. The record is from RefSeq and is a predicted model, not a curated record. The coding region runs from base 192 to 791 and encodes 199 amino acids. NCBI's taxonomy places the organism in Eukaryota, Viridiplantae, Streptophyta, Magnoliopsida, Ranunculales, Papaveraceae.
GUAUCUCAAAAAGACAGAAGACAAAAGCAAACUCAAAGUAUUUCAUUGAAGUCAAAAGUUAAAGCUAAAACCAAUCUCUUGAUUCUUUUUCUCUGAACCCUGAACACACUGAAAAUUUUCCAAACAAACUCGCAACAAUUUCUUCUUCUUCUCCUUCAUCAUCAUCAUCAGCAGCAGCAGCAGCAACAGUAAUGGCGAAUAAUAACAAACAGCAAAGAGCAGGUCCUACGAAUCUAGCAUCUUGUAUAAUAGCAACAAUUUUUAUAAUUUCUAUAUCAAUGAUAGUCUUAAUAGUUUUCUUUACUCUUUUCAAACCCAAAGAUCCAAAAAUUUCGAUUAACGCAGUUCAGCUCCCGACUUUCUCACUGUCUAACAACACUGUUAACUUCACUUUCGCUCAAUAUGUUUCGGUUAAUAACCCCAAUCGUGAUGUUUUUACUCACUUUCAUUCUUCUCUUGAACUAGUUUAUUCCGGUAAUCAAGUUGGUUUUAUGUUUAUUCCUGCUGGUACAAUUCAAUCUGGGGGUACUCAAUUUAUGUCUGCCAUGUUUUCUGUCCAAUCUUUUCCAUUAAUUUCUUCUUCUCCGAUGAUGACGUUAAAUAGCUUCAGUGGUGAUGAUGAUCCUGGCAGUGGGUUACCUUCUGAACAUACUUUUGAGAUGGAAUUGAAGAUGAAAAUGGCGGGUAGGGUAAAAAUUCUGAAAUUUUUCACUCAUCGUGUUGAAACUGAAGCUAGUUGUAGAGUUGCUGUUUCUGCAAAUGAUGGCUCUGUUUUGGGUUUUCAUUGUUGAAUUUAAUUGUUCAGUUUGUUUAUUCAGAAGAGUAUAUACAGAUAGAUUAACUGAACCCGCAAAUGUUGCAGCUUCUUUUCUUUUCUAAAUUUUUGACAGAAACACUAAGUGAUAUAUUUUGAUUAAUAAAAGGAAAAGUGCAUGGUAGCUUGGUCA